Messenger RNA from Mus caroli (Ryukyu mouse), 4007 nucleotides. It is a transcript of the gene Arb2a, whose product is annotated as ARB2 cotranscriptional regulator A. The record is from RefSeq and is a predicted model, not a curated record. Lineage: Eukaryota; Metazoa; Chordata; Mammalia; Rodentia; Muridae. Gene Ontology annotation, molecular function: siRNA binding. Gene Ontology annotation, cellular component: nucleus. Gene Ontology annotation, biological process: regulatory ncRNA-mediated heterochromatin formation.
GUUUAAAUUCCCUGCAGACCCGGAAGUGCAAUCGAACUUGGUCGGGGCGCGGAUCUUGAGAGAGAAAGUCCGAGCCAGGGCGCAAGGGAGUUCGCCCAGAGAUCUGGAAGGCCACGCCUCCUCGCACCUACCCUCUCAGCAUUGCAGCUGGGGACAGAGCUCAGACUGUCUUCUGAAGAUCGAUGUCUAUUUCCUUGAGCUCUUUAAUUUUCUUGACAAUUUGGAUAAACAUGGCACAAAUCCAGCAGGGAGGUUCAAAUGAAAAAGAACAGACUACAGCAUUGAAAGAUUUGCUGUCUAGGAUCGAUUUGGAUGAACUCAUGAAAAAGGACGAACCACCUUUUGAUUUUCCAGAUACACUGGAAGGCUUUGAAUAUGCUUUUAAUGAAAAGGGGCAGUUAAGACACAUAAAAACUGGGGAACCAUUUGUUUUUAACUACCGAGAAGACUUACACAGGUGGAACCAGAAAAGAUAUGAAGCUCUGGGCGAGAUCAUCACAAGAUAUGUUUAUGAGCUCCUGGAAAGUGACUGUAAUUUGAAAAAAAUCUCUAUUCCAGUAGAUGCUACUGAGAGUGAACCAAAGAGUUUUAUCUUUAUGAGUGAGGAUGCUUUGACAAAUCCACAGAAACUGAUGGUUUUAAUUCAUGGUAGUGGUGUUGUCAGGGCAGGUCAGUGGGCUAGAAGGCUUAUUAUUAAUGAAGAUCUGGACAGUGGCACACAGAUACCUUUUAUUAAGAGAGCUAUGGAUGAAGGGUAUGGAGUCAUAGUCCUGAACCCAAAUGAAAACUAUAUAGAAGUGGAAAAGCAGAAAAUGCAUAAACAGUCAUCUUCUGAUGGUACAGAUGAGCCAGCAGGGAAGCGGGAAAGGAGAGAUAAGAUCUCCAAGGAAACAAGGAAGCGUCGUGAUUUCUAUGAGAAGUACCGCAACCCUCAAAAGGAGAAAGAAAUGAUGCAGCUGUUUAUCAGGGAAAAUGGUUCUCCUGAAGAGCAUGCGGUCUAUGUGUGGGACCAUUUCAUAGCCCAGGCUGCUGCUGAGAAUGUGUUCUUUGUGGCUCAUAGUUAUGGAGGACUCGCUUUUGUUGAACUGAUGAUUCAACGAGAAGCAGAUGUAAAAAGUAAGGUGACUGCUGUGGCAUUGACAGACUCUGUUCACAAUGUGUGGCAUCAAGAAGCUGGCAAAACCAUCCGAGAAUGGAUGAGAGAGAACUGUUGUAACUGGGUCUCCAGCUCAGAACCAUUAGAUACAUCGGUGGAGUCCAUGCUGCCUGACUGUCCCAGAGUGUCUGCAGGCACCGACCGUCACGAGCUCACUUCCUGGAAGAGCUUCCCGUCUAUCUUCAAGUUCUUCGCGGAAGCCUCGGAGGCCAAGAGCAGCUCGCAGAAGCCGGCCCUGACGCGGCGCUCGCACCGGAUCAAGCACGAGGAGCUGUGAGCGCGCCGCCGCCCGCACGCCGCCCGUAGCCUCCCGGCCCCCAUUAGAUUGCUUUCUUUCUCCAGUGCAGGGUCGUGAUGUGUCCGUCUAAAUAGCGUUUUGCAUUAUUUCUAGAUGAGUGCAACUGUCAAAGCAAUAUGGCUUCAGCGGCCGAGUUGCCUGCGGCUGAGCCGGGCCUCGCGCUGCGGGCCCGGGCGACCUAGGCUGACAGCGCCCGGAGUGCCAGCGCCCAGCGCUCCUAAUUGCCCGGCUGAUCUGCGGGCGCGGCUGGACGAGCGGCGUCUGCGCGGUCCUACCGCCCGCUGCAGCGCGACUGCCGCUGCCCAGCCUCAAUUGUGCCCAUUUUUAAUCCCCUUUAAACCCAGCAAGCUUUUCUGCUAAACCUCAAACUUGAUUUUAACCAGGUUUUUUCCUCGAGUCAUCUUAUGAGCCCGUCUUUUACACAAAGCCACACAGUCGAGUCCUAAAAAUGCCAACUUUAAAUUCAGAACAUGAUGGACUAUGUAGUUUGGAGAGUACAAUUUCUCUCUCCCUAUAACGACUUAUUUUCACUUCAAACCCCACCCCAAAAAAAAAAAAAAACUUUACAUGAAGUACUGAAUCCGAAUCCUCAUUUCUGCCAGUUGAACUCCAGUCUUUAUGUCUCUGAUUUCAGGAGAGAAUGUCGAAAAGAAAAUAUAAACAUCUUUUAGAUGUAGGUAUAAGUCUCCAUGUUCAGUGAAUUUUCCAAUUACUUAUAAGAACUGACCUUACUAUUAAAAUAUAUAACACGAUGUGUGCGCCAGUGCAGAGUGGUGGUGGUAGCUGUUGAUCAUUACAAAAUGUACUUUCACCUUUCUUGUACCCUGUGAGAUGCAGGACUUUUUUACUAUCAUCAAGAAAAUAAAACUACAUACCCUCUUUCUUCCAAAAGUCCAAGUAGGGUUAAUGUGCUUCAGUUUUCAUCUGCAGUAGGAAAAGAGAGGCAUAGUGUGAAUGGGUUUCUCUUUCGGGGCCAAAAUGUUUACUGUUCUCUUCCUGUGAUAGGGCACUGCCCUGUAAUUCCAACAGUUAGGCCAACGCAGAAGAUAAAAUAAGUUGACAUUUUACUGGCUUUUGAAUUAAAGCAUUAAACAUUAACUACUUGAAAAUUUUAAUUAGUGAAGGUUAUAUCCAGUGGGUGAGAUUGUGAUUUAAUACAUCCAUCCUUUUUAAAGUGAAUGCAAUAAGUAAUUUGUCUACCUUGUUUGAGACCUUGAGACAGUAGAAGCAAAAUGAGUCUGAGUUACUAAUGACAGGGAAGAAAACCUGAGCUCAACCACCUCAUGAGGAAUAUUCUCAUCUCAUGAACUGAUUUUAGCAAGUUUUAAACUGGUAACAUGUCAUGCUCUUUGCACAUGCAUACAUUCAGUAAUUCUGUAGGGAUAGUAAAGUCCUCAGUGGCCAUAGCUGGGCAUCUCCUGACAUUACUUAGGCAGAAGUACCUUAGGAAAAAUCAAAAUGGGGCUUUCUCCAGCUUUUGGGCAGUUUGAAAUAUGUUACUCCAACAGUGUCAAGCGCAUUGGACUGUCAUAGUGGCCCUUUACAUUUCUGUUUUUAGAAGAAUUGGUGAACUCUGUGAAAAUAAUAAUAUCUUUCCAGUUACUGGGCUUGAAACACUGGUGUGCAUUGGUUAUAUUUUACCAAAUGCUAUAAAUUGUCUGGUGUCUUCAGUAUGUGAAAAUGUUCACAAGAAAGUGAGUUUGCAACAUCAAGAGGUUGGAAAAACCUAUGCAGUGCUAAAUUUGCUAAACUUCUGCAGCUAAAUUAAAGCAAAUUUAAAGUGCUCAGCUUAUGAACCAAACAAAAGUAUCCUGUUCCUUCCCUCCGGGUUCCUCUCUGCAAUUCUUAAACCUUAUUUAGAGAAAGACUCUGUUUCCUUGGGAUGAGUACUUUACUGUCACUGAAUUGUAACCUUGUCUUCUGUCUAGUAGAGAGCUAUUUACAAAGUACAUUUUGUAAAGGUCUGUUCUUGUGGAUCUGUGCUAUAGCAACCCAGAGGGAGCCAGGCACAGCACUCCAGAUCACCAGCUGAUGAGUGACGAAUGAUUCCUUACAGUGCAGGAUUUUGUGACCUGUUGAUUGGGUUGCUGUUGGUAUAUGUGUAAGGAUGUUAUUCACCUCAGCUUUCUUGGGAUAACAACAAGCACUUGGCAGUACCCUGCCUACGGGGAGGCCAGGGUUAAUAUUUCUCAUCUGGCCUUCUCCCUAUUUUUAUUCUAGGCACACAGUGGUAGAAAGGUAAGGUGUGAGCUUUUUUAAAAAUAAAUCUUAUACUUAGUUCUUAAAGUAAAUAGAUGGAGAGAGACAUAAAUUGGAAAUUCAAAAUAGUCUGAUUCUAGCUUUGGAGCUUUUUCGGGUACCUAACACACAGUCCUUGGAAGUCAUUGUGGAUGUUCGCUAGACCAUCUAGUUGUAAUAAUUGUUCUUUUCUCACAGUUCUGCCUUGUGCUUCCUGAAAUGCACUAUUGUUUGUUUAUAUGUCAAAAAUAAUAAAGUAUGAACCUCCUGUAAUCUUGUUUACCAUUUUAAAAUAAAAUUUUUCCAGCAAAGCAA